AGUCUAUCCCCCCAGACUUGAAGAGUGAUUCUUUAUAGAAAUGGCAGGAGCCACCAAACCUCCUGAACACUUGUGACACAGAACUGAAGAAUGUGUAUCAUUUUGGGGAUUCAUUGUUAGAGGAGCACAAAGAUAAAAUGAGUAGGCUAGCAGCAGAUGAAGAGAAGAAGAACCUUGGCCUGAUGUUGGAUUGAACUUGGACUCAACAGGUUCCUUAUGAAGACCACGGUCAUCAAUCAAAAUGCAGUUCAACUCAUUCUAGCAUCUACUCAGUCAAAAGAAACAAAGCUGUGGCUGAAGCAAUUGCAGUGUGGAAAGUUUUAGCUGAAAAAAACAGCAACAGUGGCAAAAAGGAAAAUGGAACUAAUUGUAAUCACCGAGACGUCAACAAUGAACGUUCACUUUGACGCAUGCAUCCAGUUUUAACAGCUUGUUUGUGUCUCUGCAGACAUAAAAAAAGAUCCCAACAUCAGGAACAAGUAAAUGGUAAAUUUUCAAUGACAUCCUGGAUUGCAUCGAAGGAUUAUGCUUCUUCUGUCCAUUUUGAUUCGUAAAUGAGCCAGUGUUAUGGAGAGCUUGUAAGAAACUCCGUUGAAAGAUGAAGCAGCAGCUGCAUCACAAGCCUGUCGAUUGCCGUCUUAUUGUUCAGCUACAUACACCACAACGACUCUUUUAAGAGCCACAUCUUGAGAACGUCUUUGACUUUCAGCUACAUACACCACAACGGCUCUUUUAAGAGCCACAUCUUGAGAACAUCUUUGACUUUAAAGUUCUCUACAGUCAACCACACUCACUCAACAACGAUAUCCACAGUUCACACUUGAUCAAAACCAAGGUUGUUCCAGCUAAAAUAAAACAACAACAAAAAUAACAUGUACCUGAUAGUGGAGUUCGUCGGAGAAGGGAGUACCGGUCCUGUAGCAAAGUCCUGGUACUCAGAUGGCCACUCAUGGUGGCCUCCAUACAAAGACUUGGACCGGUUACUAAAGAGCGUCAGGUUGAUGGAGGCACCACAGCCAGAUAAGGGUUGGACCAAGCAUCAGGCCAGAAUUCUACAUGAGUCGGCAUCAUUUGACAACAUUUCCAAAAAAUGGAAAAGGGCAUGCUACACUUCUGACAUCUCAGAAUCUGAAAAUUCUAUAAAAAGAAUUCACAAAAAGAAAACAUUCUCAUCAGAUGAUGAGCUUCAUGAAACCCCCAACAAAAAAGUUAAAAUGAAUAGAGACAAAAAUCCACCUACACCAAAAAUCCAGCCCGCACCAAAAGUCCCGCCUGCACCAAAACCUCCAGCACCUCUAAAAUACAUCAAGACAAAAGGUCCUGUUGUACGACCUCUGCUUACAACAAGCAAAGCAGUGAACUCUUUCAGCAAUUCAGCAUUUGUUAAUCACCACCAAAGGGCCAUGGAGAAGCCAGAGCAGGCCCGUUUUGAGACUUUCCCCAGCUGUCAAGCUCCAGAUGUUCCCAUGAGCUUCUCCCAGGCAGAUGAGCCACAAGAUCAUUGGGGUGAACACUCACCUGACAUUCAAGAGAAUGCAUUUUCUUUGCUGGGACCUUCAAGUUCCAAGCAAGAAAGAACACAGCACCGCCAGCUGGAAACUUGGGAAGAACACCCAUCUAUCACUCAAGAGAACAAAUUCUCUGCCUUAAGACUCUCUCAAGACCAAAGACUAUCAAACACACAACAAGGAAGAAUGCAAACUGUUCCAGUGAGCUUGUCCAAUGAAAAUGAGCAAGAAGAGGCUUGGGGUGAACACCCAUCUAACUUUCAAGAGAACACAAUCUCUGAACAAAGAUCCUCAAGUACUCACCAGCCAAGAACAAAUAGUGCUUCUGGUGUGAGACGAUGGAGCUGCAUCACUAAUCAAUGUACACCUGUUGAGAGGACAAUUCUGGAGGCACUUAAUGAACUGGACAUGAAGAUCAAUCAUCUGACUUCAGUGGUCCAGUCCCUUGCAGCAAACAACCGUUCCAGUGCUCCAGUGGUGGACAGCGAGGAUGAGGUCUUUCCUCUCACAACCAUGGAGGAACUAGACAAACUGGAAAGAAAAUUAUCAGAGAAAGCAAUGAUGCAAAAGAUGGUGAACAGCUUAUCCAUCAGUGGAGGACACACACUGAAGAAAACAAUAUGGAGAAUAUGCUCCAAGGUGUUUGGUCCUGUAGCCAAACAACUAAACUGGUGUGGUAGGGGAGAAAAGCGAGGGAUCAGGAAAACAAACAUAGGAGCACUCCUAAUAGGAGCAGCUAUGAAGAAUCCCGUGCUUCCGUCGCCAACUGAAGCAGAGGCUGAAAAACACAUUAAGGAUUAUCUCCGCUUGGCCCCAGGGAGAAUGCCUUGUUAGUCAACUUGAUUUUUUGUUGUUUGUUUGGUUGGUUCAGGAUUAUAAUAAUAAUAAUAAUAAUAAUAAUAACAUAAAUGACUGCUUAUUUUCAUUCACUGUUAAUAAAAGGAUACAAAUCA
Carassius gibelio (silver crucian carp) is the source of this 2461-nucleotide messenger RNA. RefSeq lists its product as uncharacterized. Bases 873 to 2342 code for a protein of 489 amino acids. The record is from RefSeq and is a predicted model, not a curated record. Lineage: Eukaryota; Metazoa; Chordata; Actinopteri; Cypriniformes; Cyprinidae. The transcript is spliced from 20 exons.